Molecule: messenger RNA, 1570 nt
Organism: Asparagus officinalis (garden asparagus)
Lineage: Eukaryota; Viridiplantae; Streptophyta; Magnoliopsida; Asparagales; Asparagaceae
Product: endoplasmic reticulum-Golgi intermediate compartment protein 3-like
Exons: 13
Coding region: 136-1293 (385 amino acids)
Cellular component (GO): COPII-coated ER to Golgi transport vesicle; endoplasmic reticulum
Source: RefSeq, a predicted model, not a curated record
ACGGCGGCCGGAGAAAAUCGUUCAGCGUUCAAACCUCCGAUCCUUUCUCUUUUUCUGUUAGAAGAUUGAAACCCUAGAAUUUGAUUUCGUUUGGGUUUCGAGCUGCGAUUCCUCUUGAUUAGCUGUUGAUGAGCGAUGGCGAUCUUCAAUAAGUUGAGGAAUCUCGAUGCGUACCCUAAGGUCAACGAGGAUUUCUACAGAAGGACGCUCUCGGGGGGCCUUGUUACUAUCUUUUCUUCGAUUCUUAUUGGCUUCUUGUUUUUAUCGGAGCUUCGCCUGUAUCUUUACUCGGGAACUGAGACACAACUGGUAGUAGAUACUUCAAGAGGAGAAAGAUUACGUGUCAAUUUUGAUGUUACCUUUCCAUUGCUUCGUUGUUCUCUUAUAGCUGUUGAUACCAUGGAUAUCAGUGGCGAGCAACAUUAUGAUAUAAGGCAUGACAUACUAAAGAAAAGGUUGGAUAAUCAUGGUAAUGUAAUUGCAUCAAGGCAGGAUGGUGUUGGUGCACCUAAGAUUGAAAAGCCUUUACAGAGGCAUGGUGGACGGCUCGAUCACAAUGAGACUUACUGUGGUUCUUGUUAUGGUGCAGAAGUGGCUGAUGAUGACUGUUGUAACUCAUGUGAAGAAGUUCGUGAAGCAUACCGAAAAAAAGGAUGGGGUCUCUCAAAUCCUGAAUUAAUUGACCAGUGCACAAGGGAGGGCUACUUCAAUCAGAUUAAAGAGGAGGAAGGUGAAGGAUGCAACAUUAAUGGCUUCGUCGAUGUCAGUAAAGUAGCUGGAAAUUUUCACUUUGCCGCUGGAAAAUCUUUGCAUCACAAUCAAGAUCUUAUUUCUGAUUUGUUGGACGUUCAGCUAGGAAACCAUAAUAUAACCCACAAAAUAAACAAGCUAUCCUUUGGAGAAGAGUUUCCAGGUGUCGUCAACCCACUUGAUGGAGCAAAAUGGACACAUCAUACAUCAUCAGGGAUUUACCAGUACUUUAUCAAAGUGGUCCCAACAGUCUACACUGACUUGACAGGAAACAAAAUUCAGUCGAAUCAGUUUUCGGUCACAGAGCACUUCAGAGAUGAUAAUAAUGUUCAUCCUAAGCCCCCUCCUGGGGUAUACUUCAUUUAUGAUUUCUCUCCGAUCAAGGUGAUCUACACGGAAGGAAAAGUGUCAUUCCUACAUUUCCUGACAAAUAUAUGUGCUAUAAUUGGAGGGGUCUUCACAGUUGCCGGAAUCAUCGAUUCCUUCAUCUAUCACGGCCAACGAGCGAUUAAGAAGAAGAUAGACCUGGGAAAGCACCGAUGAUGUUGUAAUGACUCGUGCCCAGUUCGUUCACGUUUAUAUCAUGGAAGCAGCAGCCAAAAGCGGGUCAGCAACGAGAUGAGAUGGGUGGUGGCUUUUGAGAUAGAUGGUGGUGCUGAACGCGGAUCUUGCAAAUUUUGUAUCUAUCAUAACUUAUAAUUGUAACAUUAUUUUGUUAUUGGUAUGUCAUCUUUCACCUACAAAUGUGCAGUUAAUCUCAGUGUUCCCUGAGUUGUUUAUACAAUCAGUUGCUCGGUUUCUGUACUUAUGGUUCGAUUCA